AUGGAUGCCUGGAUUGUUGACUCACUGAUAACAGUGGAAGCAGCUGGUCACGAGGUCACGGUCACCGCCGCCGUGGCCGCGCCGCAGCCCGCACGUUUCCGCGGCCUCUCGCGCUCCCUCCCUCCGGCAGGCGUCGCUGGCCACCGCAGGGCGGCGAGGAAGGAAGCGGACUCGAUCUUCCGUCCCGACGCCCGGGGACUCGGCACCCCCGGCCCGCCUUCUCCACGAGUCCGCUCUAGCGCCCUCUGCACGCGCCCAGCGACGAACCGGGUCCUCCCUCUGGAAGGCGAAGGGGCCCGGGCGGCGCGGCCGAAGGUCCGGGAGUCCUGGACGGGGCGGGGACGGGCGGAGGCGCGGCAGGAAACGCCCGGGGCCGGCAGUGCCGGUCGGGCCGGGGGCGCGGUGGAGGGGAGGGACGGGGCGGCGCCCGGCGGGGCUGCCCGGGCCGCGCACUCGGCCCUGGCGGCGCGCCCCGCGGGGACUCUUCGGGAGGAGUGCCAGGCCCGCGAGCCUUGGGAUUCCGGGACCGCCCUCUCCCGCUCCAGGGCCGGCGGCGAGCGGCAACGACGGCCAGAGCCGCAGCGGCAGCAUGAGAGCGGGCGCCGCGGCCCCACGCCUGCGGACGCGCGGCGAGCGGCGGCGGCCGUGCCUGCGCGCGCCAUGGGGGCGCCGUGCGGCCGGGAGGCCGGCCGGCGCUUCGGGGGGCGCCGGGGCCGGGGGUUUCUGCCGAGCGCCUCCGCGCUGGCGGCGGCCGGCCUGCUGUGCACCGCCCUGGCCGCCUUCUGCUGCUGGAGGCAGCUGCCGCCGCUGCCCUGGGCAUCCUCCGCCCCGCCGCGUCCGGUGGCCGUGCUGCUGUGGUGGGAACCCUUCGCGGGGCGCGACAGCGGCGCGAGGCCGCCCCCGGACUGCUGGCUGCGCUUCAACAUCAGCGGCUGCCGCCUGCUCACCGACCGUGCGGCCUAUGGGGAGGCCCAGGCGGUGCUUUUCCACCACCGUGACCUCGUGAAGGAACCCCGUGACUGGCCCCCGCCCUGGGGCGCCCCGGUGCGCGGGGCAGAUGAGCUGGAGUUGCGGGUGUUGGACGACGAGGAGGCGGUGGCCGCCGAAGCCCUGGCCACCUCGGGCCUCAGGCCCCCGGGCCAGCGCUGGGUGUGGAUGAACUUCGAGUCGCCCUCCCACUCCCCGGGCUUGCGGAACCUGGCGGGGAACCUCUUCAACUGGACCCUCUCCUACAGGGCCGACUCGGACGUCUUCGUGCCUUACGGGUACCUCUACCCCAGGACCCAUCCCAGCGACCAGCCGCUAGGCCUGGCCCCGCCGCUGGCCCGGAAACGGGGGCUGGUGGCCUGGGUGGUGAGCAACUGGGAUGAGCGCCAGGCCCGGGUCCGGUACUACCACCAGCUGAGCCAGCAUGUGUCGGUGGACGUGUUCGGCAGGAGCGGGCCUGGCCGGCCGGUGCCCAGCAUUGGCCUUCUGCACACAGUGGCCCGCUACAAGUUCUACCUGGCCUUUGAGAACUCGCAGCACCUGGAUUACAUCACCGAGAAGCUCUGGCGCAACGCGUUGCUGGCCGGGGCCGUGCCCGUGGUGCUGGGCCCCGACCGUGCCAAUUAUGAACGCUUCAUGCCCCGCGGUGCCUUCAUCCACGUAGACGACUUCCCUAGUGCCUCCUCCCUGGCUGCCUACCUGCUCUUCCUCGACCGAAACCCAGCAGUCUACCGUCGCUACUUCAGCUGGCGCAGGAGCUACGCCGUGCACAUCACCUCCUUCUGGGACGAGCCUUGGUGCCGGGCCUGCCAGGCUGUGCAGAGCGCUGGGGACCGGCCCAAGAGCAUACGCAAUUUGGCUCGCUGGUUUGAGCGGUGAAACCCUGGUGUGACCCAGGGAGGUCAGAUCGUCAACUUUUGACCCUCAGCUGCGCAUCUCCUUGGCUGGUCGAGUUUUCCAAACACCCAUUUUUACUCUACGGGGGAAAGGUGAUUUACCAAUUAAUAUGAUUCAGCAUAAAGACUGGGUAGGAAGGAUCCCUGGUUCUCAUGGUUUUGUUUUUUUUGUUUGUUUGGUUUUUGGUUUUUUUUUUUUUUGCACAGCUAGCAGUUGGGCUCUGUCUGCUGUAGGUGGGCAUCAGUGUUCACCGGUGAAGAAGGGAGCCCUCCCUCACCUUGUAACCAGGACGAGGUGAAACAGUAGCUUAACUACCAGAAGCCUUUGAGUCAGUUGCUCUUUUUUUCCUCAUCUGUCACGGGCUAUAUAGGUGGCCUGUGCUGAAUCCAAAUCCAUACACACUGCUCCUUGACUCACAUUGCACUGGGCGAAUGUGUAGCAAGCCCCCCGUUCCAGAAGGAGCCUUGUUGCAGAAUAGUGAAAGGACUGUGGCCGCAAGUGGGUCUCAUGACUUCCUCAAAGUCUCAUCUCCUAAAAAACGGUGAGGAGGGUGGUCCAAUGAUCCAAGGACUGUUCCUUAACAAGUACUGUUUGUUCCCCUGCCGUAUGAGUACAAAGACGAUGCUAGAUUGCCCUUGGGGAAGAGUUAGGAUGAAUACACAGGUGUACCUCACUUUACACACACGUAUUUUUGAAACACUGCUUUUAAAUCAAAUCCCCAAUUCACUGCUUUAGGAGAGGUCAGUGUUUAAUGCAAUCCUCUGGAGAAUCCCUUUACAAUGUGAAUAAGCAUCUCCUAACUUAUUUCCUCUGUGUCUGUUUUUCUAUAACCAAAAUUUUUAAAAAGUGUAUUAAAAUUAGAGAUGUGAAAAAAGCAGAAGCGACCUUCUUCUCCCCUCUGUCCAGAAAACCAGCCCGUGUUUACCAACAGAAGAGAAGGAAGCCGCAGUGCCACUUUCCACAAAGUUAUUUGUUUGUAUCGUUUUACUGGACAGGAGAAUUAAGCAGGAACGUACUGCCCGACAUACCUGUCUGCAGGACAGAGAAAGAGAUCGUACCUCAGUAUGGAAUCAUGGCAAAAGGAAAAAAGUUUCAUGGUGUCUGUUAAUGGCAGUUUUUGUUUCCGUCAGUUUUCAGUUAAAUGUUUAAUUGCUAGGGAAUAGAACUAAAUUAGUGCCUGCAAUGAGCCGUGGUUUUUUGUUAAAAUAUAAAUCUGCCAUUCUCCCCGGGGCCGGCUGGUUCCCCUCCUAGUCUUCAUAGUAGUACUUACGGUAUGGCCUCCCAUUUCUAGUGCCCUGAAGCCUGUGCCGUGGACCGACUUUGAAAAUGGUAUGCAUUGACUUGAAAAGGUGAACGAGCAGCAUAUUUACUAGGAGUGACCGCGUGCCUCCUCUGUGCCAAACGCUGGGCUUGGGGUGCCAGGAGAGACACACAAAUGUGUAAGGCGAGGUCCUUUUCUUGAAGGCUAUUAGAAUCUGCCCUUGCCAACAGGUAAAAUAGAACUUUGAUCAGUCAAUCGGCAGAACCUACUUGUUUAAAGUGACAUUCUUUAAUACAGGCCAUAGGUCAGUUAUUAGAAAACCAGUUGAUUUAUAGCCUCAAAUAAUGGUUUAUUUUUCUCUUUGACUUAUUACAAUAAGGACCUUCAGUGACUGAUUAUUGUGAGUAUGGUCUAAGAUUAACUAGGUUUAUAUAAAGUUGUGCUGUAAACUGUAAUUUUGCUUUUGAUUAGGGCAGUUAGCUGAAUCAUUAAGUUUUAUCUCUACAAGUAUUCAUUGCAGACUCACUUAAAAAGUUCACUGAAAUGCAGGCGCUUCAAUUUUUUUUCCUUAAAAGGAGAAAUUAAAGCCCAUAGAUAACAUUUCCUUAUUAAAAUAUUAUAGUGUGGGCGGAAUUACAAAGUAUCAGUCAACCAAUAAAGAAAAAGAAAAAUUCUCUUCUUAUAAUGAGUAUUUAUGAAAGAUUGGCAAGUGAUCUUGGGGUUCCUGGGAAUCUAGAUGGGCAGUGGGAGAGUGGAUUUUGAAGGUACUCUGGCUUGAAUUCCAGCUGUGUGACCUCUGCAAGUUAGUAAUCACCUUGAAGGGCACCUGGGUGGCUCAGUCAGUUAAGCCUCUGACUCUUGAUUUCAGCUCAGGUCAUGAUCUCUUGGUAGUGAGAUCAAGCCCUGUGUCUGGCCCUUACUGGGCAUGGAACCGGCUUAAGAUUCUCUCUCCCUGUCUCUCUGACCCUCCGCUGCUUGCACUUGCUUUCUCUCUCUAAAAUAAUAAUAACAACAACAACCUCGAGCCUCAGAUUCCUUAUCUGUAAGAUGGGGAGGGAAAAUACUUCAUAGCUCACUGUGAGCUUUGUGGAAACUAAAAUAAGUAAAGGGGCCUAACACAUAGCAAUCACUCAAUUGGUGAGAGAGAGAUUUUUUUUUCCUUUUUUGUUGUAGUGACUUCAAGGUGCCUCCAUAUCGAUUUGUAUGUCUAAAUUUAAAUCUCAACAUGUGUUUCAGGAUAUAUCUCAAAUAAAAAGGAAGGGGCCUCAUAUUGUAUAUUUCAAGUGUAUUCCUAAAGCUAAACCCUAUUAUUUCAAGAAUCAUCAUUGCUAUUCAGAUUGAGCUUGAAUUUGCAGGCUAGGAGGAAACACCUAUUCUUUCUUUGAAAGACAAAUUGUUAAGUUAUAUUGUUACAUGAGUAUUAUUUUGCUGAUGUUCUUAGUUACAGUAAAUCUUGUUAAAACUAACCACAUAUUUAUUGAAUUUUUAGCGUAAGGAAGGUAUAAUUGCAUUUUUAUUUGUGUGCAAAUUUUGGGUCUAGAACAGCCAGAAUAGUUUUUGAGGCUGAUUUCAUCAAAGAGUAAGAGAAAUAUGUCCAUUGCUCAUUUUAUGUUAUUUUUCACAUCAUUCUAAACUGAGUAGGUUAAAAUUUCAUAUCUGAUAAUAUAAAAAUGCAUCAUAUAUAUUUAAAAAUGUCUUUUCUAUCAUCAUCAUGCCCCACCCCCCCUUGAAGGCAUAAACUGUACUUUCAAGGUUAUUACAAAUUGAAUAUUUUUAGCACUUGAUGACUCUAAUGAUAUGAUUGUGCCUGGAAUGAUACUGGGAUCGGGAAGACAGUGUGACUGGCUUUCAGCGUCCACACUCGUUUCCGGUGUCCAAGCCCUUCCCUGGCGGUAAGUUAGAAGAGACAGGGUGGCUUCAUGGAAAGAGUUUGCAACUGGGAGUCAGAACCUGGGUGUGUUUCUGCCACUUUCUGCCCCUGCCGUCCUGAUUAGGUGAGUUACUUAAACUCUCUGGGUUUUAGCUUCCUCCUUUAUAAUGCACAAAUGCCCCUAGAGAAUGAGGGUUACGUGGGACGACGUGUCCCACAGUGCUUUGUACAUUGUGAAGUGCUGUACGGUUACAGUGUGCUCUAAGUUUUCAAAGUUCUAGAGCAGGAUGAAAACACUUCUCUCUGUAAAGGGCCGGGGUAAAUAUUUCAGGCUUUGCAGGCCAUACAGUUUCUGCUGCCGCUAAACUCUGCCGAUGCAGCACAAAAACAGCCUUUGGCAAUAUGUAAACAGAUGGGGUACCUGGAUUUGGCCGUAGUCAGUCAACUCUGUGCUAGACAUUUAGACAUCUGGGGAAUUUGAGAACCUACCUGAUGGGUGUUUCUUAAAAGGGAUUUGAGAAUUGGAAUUUAAGAAUUUUGGAGAUAGACCCUCCUCGGUUCCUAGAUCAGCUUGGCAACUUUCGCUAAUUGUCUCACCUUGGGUACGUUAUUUAAACUUUCUGUGCUUUGGCAUCUCUAAUGAAAGGUAAUCAUCUAUGGUUGACAGAGGUGUUGGGGGAAUUAGAUGAGACACAAAGUACUCAGUACGGUGUCUGGCACAUAGGAAGCACCUGGAAGAUGUUAGCUAUGAUUAUCACCAUUCCAUUUUAUAGAGGAAGUCGAGGUCCAGACCUCUGAAGGACCUGCUUGAGGUUACGGUAGUAGAGGCAGGACCAGCCGUGCUUGAGCAAGUCACAACCCCUUGGAGCCUCUGUCACUUGAACUGCAGAAUGGGGGAGGGGGGGGUUGGACAUCUUCUCUUGGGACCUUCUAGUUUCACUUGCCAUCGUUCUACCAACUGGCACCCCACAGUUUAAAGAACUAAUUCACCUCCCCAGGUGCCUUACUUGUAGUCUGGAAAUGACUUCCUACCCAGCAGCAAUAAACUGGAAGAAAGCCAGGCACCAGAGAGGGAGACUCUGAUUUAGCAUUAUAUAUAUGUGUGUGUGUGUGUAUGUGUGUGUGUGUUUUAAAGUGUCACAUGCCUUAGAUAGGAGGGAAGGGAGCCAAGUUCUUGGUAAUUAGUAUGGUGAAUAAUCGCAUUACGUUUCAAGUCCUUUUUGGAUGUAUCUCAGGGACUUUUAUGCUACCCUUUCUUGAAGCAAAUCAAGUAUUUAUGUACGCGUGUUCAGAUUGUUUUGACAAAGUGAUUAAAGUGUUACCAUGGAAAAUGA
Molecule: messenger RNA, 6349 nt
Organism: Acinonyx jubatus (cheetah)
Lineage: Eukaryota; Metazoa; Chordata; Mammalia; Carnivora; Felidae
Gene: FUT4
Product: fucosyltransferase 4
Exons: 3
Coding region: 1-1866 (621 amino acids)
Cellular component (GO): membrane
Molecular function (GO): alpha-(1->3)-fucosyltransferase activity
Source: RefSeq, a predicted model, not a curated record